This is a messenger RNA of Suillus discolor, 1812 nucleotides long. RefSeq lists its product as uncharacterized. The transcript is spliced from 11 exons. The record is from RefSeq and is a predicted model, not a curated record. Lineage: Eukaryota; Fungi; Basidiomycota; Agaricomycetes; Boletales; Suillaceae. Bases 1 to 1812 code for a protein of 603 amino acids.
AUGUAUCCUAGUUUAUUUCCUGCCAGCAUCACUCAGUCUCAAUCUGCUUUUACCUUCAAUAUUCUAGAUAACUUCCUCAUAGAUGCUUUGGAGUACAAGACCUCAGCUAUGAGCUUUUAUCAAAAGCUAUGCUUACAUGAUAAAAAGGAUCAUUACUAUGAACUUAUGUGGGUGUCUCGUAUAUGGAGGGAUUUGGUCAAUGGAAUAAGGUUCGGCUUUGCACAUGAGUCAGACAGAUCUCCUGGUCCAGGGGAUUUAGCUCUUUAUUGUCCAGCAUAUUCCCAGCCUGGAAUAAACUUACCUUCUUCUUGGAAGGAUACCUAUGACAGUUGGUUGGUCAUGCAAAGAUAUGUUGUCGAUGGAAAUUUUACAGCUCAACAUAUGAAGAUAAAGACCCCAGAAGAUGAUGUUUCACUAGCAGACGGAAAGGGAUAUAUGGUGACAGAAGGACCUUAUCAAAGUCACAUAAUAGAAUCUGUGGAAGAGAAAGAGAAAUCAUCUUGCAGCAAUCACCAUGCUGUGAAUGCAGCAAAUAUCCAGAGAAGCAACCUAAGAGCUACGGGAGUUGGGGCAAUAGCAUGUGCUAGGCAUGGAUGUUUUGUUCCCCAUGCAGUGGUUGACUUCCAAAAGGGAGAGAGAUAUGUGGUUACAUUGUUGUAUUAUGACCUCAGGCUGACUACUGGAGUAUUCACUUCAAUGAACAGAUUCAGCCUCAAUUUUAUUACAGGAGCUGGUCAUAUUGAUGGGGAAAUCUUGGAGACCCUCUGGGUCCCAUUUAACAAGAUUUCCCCAACUGCAAGAUCCAUGACUCUCUCUCACAGACAGGAAGUCUUGGAUGACCAUAUGAGGGAUUCUAAUUGGAAGAAGCUUGUCAAAAUUGGCAAGUCCCCUCUCUUGACUUCUGAGAUGUCAACUUCGACUAAUGGAACACUUCAAAAGUCAAAUUAUUACUUAAAAAACACUCAGGGUCCAUACGAAGAAUUGAUGAAGUCUCUUAAUCAGGCCAAUGUCCAGAAAUGGAAGAAGGAAGCUGAACUAGCAGCUCUUGAUCGCAGUGAGCUUCUUGAUAUCUAUCAGCUUAAAAUAGAUAAAGAGGAUCCAACUGCUUCUCAGAGAACUCUCAUGGAAGAAAAAAGACAGAAGCUCUUGUCUUGUAUUAAUAAGUUCCACAAGACUGCGUUGGUUAUGACAAAUGGUAUGGAAUUCGAGGGGGAAGAGGGAUUGCACCAGGAUGACCCUGAACUGUGCCUGGGGGAGGCUGAUGGAUCUAAUUUUCCAGGAAUUGAAGAGCUGGGGGAAGAGAGUAUUUUGGACCUCGGAGAUGAUGCUGACUCACCUGCAGAGGUUGCUGAACUUUGGAUGCCAUCAUGGGGAACAUCUGAUCCGAUUAUGAAUGAUGUUGUCAUUCAAUUACGUCAAGAAGAACUGGAGCUUCAAAAGGCCCUAAAGGCUGAGGACCUUAUAGUAAGCAAAGAAGUCACUGAGGAAAAUAGGCAUGGUCAGGGUUCUGAUAGACUGGCUUGGUUUUGGAGAAUCAACAGUGCAGAGGACAGCCAGAAGAUUUAUCGAGUGAAUUGGUUGAAAGCAAAAGCACGAUAUGACCGUUGGAGUGAAGAGUUGAAGUUAGUACAGCAUGAAAUGUGUUGGACAGUACAGUGGUUUCAGAACCAGGAGUCAGAGUGGAGAGCAAGGGCAGAUGAAAGCAUCAAGAAUGGGCAUAGGGCAUAUGCUGAAAAGCAGGCUUCCAUGUGGGCUGAGUUUGCAGCUGAGGGCAUAAAGAGUUUUGAGGAAAAAUGGGGUAUGACAAGUUGA